UACGCGUACCCCCAUUUGAGAACCACUGAUAUAAUCAAAGAGAACCAUCUCGACGCGCAUGCGCUCCUCCAAAACAGCGAUGGGUGGGGCGCAUGCGCAUCAGUUUAAAGGUUACCACAGCUGUGUUUUCAGAGCUCCGCUUGACAAAAGCUCCCCAAGAACAUGGCUACGUUUAGCUUCUCUCUCGGGCGCACUGGCUGGAGAGUGACACGGAAAGGGCUUCCAGCUUUCUCAGUGCCACAAUGUUUUAAUGGCAGAAUAUGUCGGCGCCGUCACGUCGUUAAUUUAAGGCGAAUGUUCAGCUCUCAACCUCACAACUCCAAGGUGCCAGCAGCUGCUACCUGGAAGCCAAUCCAAGAGGAGCAGCUUCCAGCGCCGACACGAGUACCACCUGACCUGGUGGACAAACUUGAGCGUCUGGCUUUGGUGGACUUCCGGAAUAAAGAGGGUGUGGCCUGUUUGGAAAAAGCCAUCCGCUUUGCAGAUCAACUUCAUGUUGUGGACACGUCUGGAGUCGAGCCCAUGGAUUCGGUUCUGGAGGACAGAGUUUUAUACCUGAGGCAUGAUGCAGUGACGGAAGGAAACCACGCAGAAGAACUUCUGCAUCUCUCCAAAAACACAGUAGAGGAAUAUUAUAUGGCACCACCAGGAAAUAUUCCGUUGCCAAAGAGGGAAGAGCGGGUCGCCAUGUUGCAACACUCUGAAUUCUGACAUUUUGGACUUUUAUUGGUUUUGUAAAGUUUAUUCUGGUUGGGCGGUGGUCAUGGUGCAAAUCAAUGACAGGACACACAAACAUUUACCUUCCUACUCAAACCUGUGGACAAUUUAGAGUUUACCAUUACCCUAACAUGCAGGAGGAUGUGGGAGUAAAUUGGAGUUCCUGGAACAACCCACACAAGCACAGAGAGAUUUCACAUCCUUGUCCGUGCAGGAUGUUUUCUUUUUUUGUGUAAACCUUAUCUUGCAGUAUAGUUUCAAAAGAAACAGUAAAUGAGUAGUGUGCACCAAGAACAACA
Molecule: messenger RNA, 1016 nt
Organism: Nerophis ophidion (straightnose pipefish)
Lineage: Eukaryota; Metazoa; Chordata; Actinopteri; Syngnathiformes; Syngnathidae
Gene: gatc
Product: glutamyl-tRNA amidotransferase subunit C
Exons: 6
Coding region: 163-711 (182 amino acids)
Biological process (GO): regulation of translational fidelity; glutaminyl-tRNAGln biosynthesis via transamidation; mitochondrial translation
Cellular component (GO): glutamyl-tRNA(Gln) amidotransferase complex; mitochondrion
Molecular function (GO): glutaminyl-tRNA synthase (glutamine-hydrolyzing) activity
Source: RefSeq, a predicted model, not a curated record